AGAUGUACAUGGAAGUCCAGACAGAAACUACUUGCGACAGCGAGGGAAGGUUCACACAGCCUCUGUAAUUCUGUUUGUGUGGGUACAUUUUUCCUAGCCCCCUCUCCUCCCGCUGACGAGCCUGUACCAGGCUGGUGAGAAGGUUUGGGACCAGAUCAUUAACCCCAGCUCGUCGGGGCCUGUCUAUCUGUAAUGAGUGACUGACACUCUAACCCAACAACAUCGGGAGCAGCAGCACAAACUGAAAUCUCGGUGAAUGGUCGGCACAUUUGUCAUCCGGGACAGCACUGAACACCGUCCGGUAUCAACAUCAGAGAAAUACUUAAACACUUAAAGCCACCUUUGUGCACAGCUGAAGUAGAGCGUCGAACUGGUUUGUUCGGUUUCAGCAGAGAAUCCGCCCUGUGGACAGGCUGCAGCUUGCACACGGAAAAUCGCGCUGUGAGUCUCGCAGAACAACACCGGCCCCUCCCCCGCAGCUACUAUAUAUCUGUCGCUGGUUGGGAUGAAGUUCGCAGAAAAAGACUUGAAAAUAUAUCGACACGGAAACAGAGCAUUCAUGGUGGACUGAGGCGGCAAAACAACUGAAAUGGGAGGAAUAUACACUAAAUUUCAGAGAGAAAACUUAUCGCAAGGGGAAGUUAAUCGUGCCACAAAAUCAAAGCCCUCUAGAAGAUUUGAACAUGGAGCAGGUCGUGAUCCAUGUCAGCACACGAAUAUCACUAGAGGCUUUUGUGAGUUAUCCUCGCAACUGAAAGAUGUUCAACAGAAACACAAGGAGACUCUGCGGACACAAACUGAAACACUGAGAGUGAACACGAUCCUAAUGACGGAGAAGGAGAAGGUUUCCCGGCUGGUUGAUCAAUACACUGAGCUCACGGUCAUUUCUACUGUUCGAGAUCGGAGACUGGUGGAACAUGAGUUGCUGGCCAGAGGCAGAGACCAUGAGGAGUGGAGAGAAAAGCAUCUCUGCGGAGAGCUGGAAAAAAUCCAGACCGAUCAGUUGUUCCAGAGCAGCUUUUCUGGGAAUAAAUACAAUUCUGCGAGUUCCGCAGUAGUGGCCGGAGUGUCGGGGAUCGGGAAAACAACAAUGGUACAAAAGAUUGUUUAUGACUGGGCUACAGGGAAAGUAUAUCAACAAUUCCAGUUUGUCUUCCGUUUCAAAUUCCGGGAUUUAAACUCCAUUAACUGUCGAAUAAACCUGAAGGAACUGAUUCUGGGUCAGUAUCCUUACUUUGGGAAUUUACUGAGAGAGGUCUGGAAUAAUCCAGAGGGAUUGCUGUUUAUAUUUGAUGGUUUGGAUGAAUUCAAACACAGAAUCGAUUUUUCUGACAGUCGGAGAGAUUCAGAACCCAAGCACCAGUGCCUAGAUCCCGAGUGGCGGUGUGAAGUGUCGGACAUUGUGUACAGUUUAAUCCAGCACAAGCUGCUCCCAGGGUGUUCAGUGCUGGUGACCACCCACUCCACUGCGUUACAUUUAUUGGAAAAGGCGGAGAUCGGUGUCCGGGCUGAAAUCCUGGGAUUUGAUGGUGAGGAACGGAAGGAAUAUUUCACCAGGUAUUUUGAAAAUCAUACGGUGGCAGCAGCUGUUUUCAAACACGUGAAGGAGAACGAGAUCCUGUACACCAUGAGCUACAAGCCCUCCUACUGCCUGAUCCUUGCUCUGGCACUGGGCCCCUUCUUCACGCAAAGGGUUAGGGACCCGCAGCGAGUUCCCAAGACCAUCACCCAAAUCUAUUUCCACUAUAUUUACAACAUCUUGAAAAACCACCGCCGUGAGAUAGAGAACCCACGUAACGUAUUACUCAGGGUUGGUCAGAUGGCCUUCAGAGGAGUGUCCGAGAAGAAGAUUGUGUUUACAGAUGGGGAUUUGAUCAACCACAAUCUGCAGCCUUCCCAAUUCCUGUCCGGGUUCCUGAUGGAGCUUUUCGAGAGGGAGGAUUCUGCCCGGAGCGUGGUGUAUACAUUCCCAGACCUCACCAUCCAAGAGUUUGUAGCUGCAGUGGCACAAUUCCUGAAUCCACAUCCCGAGGAUAUCCUGAAAUUCCUCACUGAAGCCCAUAACACAACAGAUGGGCGAUUUGACAUAUUUCUACGUUUUGUCGCUGGUCUCUCCUCCGCAAUGACAACUCGGGACCUGGAGGAGUUUCUGCGUCCAGUUCCUCAUCAAACAGCCUGCCGCGUGGUUGACUGGGUGAAGGAGGAGGUAAAACGCCAGUUUGAAAUCACAGAGAGUGAACAUAGUAAAAGGAGGCUCCUGAACGCAUUGCACUACCUGUUUGAGUCUCAGAAUCGUGGACUGGCUCAGGCCACACUGGGAUCAAUGGAAACGCUUUCUUUCCGUGAAAUGCGGCUCACCCCGAUUGACUGUGCAGUCCUGUCUCAUGUCAUCGGACUCUGUGAUACAAUAAAACUCCUCGACCUGCAGAGCUGCCACAUUCAGUGUGAAGGAAUCCAGCGGUUGGGACCCGGGCUGCACAAGUGCCGCGAAUUGGGACUUGGAUGGAAUGAUCUGGGAGAGUCAGGAAUGAAACCGGUGUUUGCGGCUCUGAGGAACCCGGAGUGUAAAAUACAGAUACUGUGGCUGGUCAAUGUCGGUCUCACAGAUUCUGGUGCCGAGGAUCUCGUCUCCGCUCUCAGUACAAACCCAUCACUGACGGAGCUGAACCUGGGAUGGAACUCGCUCACAGACCGAUCUGGCCCCGCUCUCCGCCGCCUCAUAUUGACCCUCCCGAGUCUGGAGGAGAUCCGGCUGCGGAACAAUCUGUUCAGUGAGACUGGGAGGAAGGAACUGAGAUCUCUGCAGGAACCCAGACCUGGACUGAGAGUGGCCGUAUGAACAUCUGAAUGUGUGAUCAUCCCCUCCCGCGGGAUGGCGACAUUUUGGCCGAUUCCCCGCCCUCCUAUUUAAAUCCCGACCUUACCUUUAACUCCCGCGCUCCCCUUUAAUGGCCGCGCGCCGGGUGUAAUUCCCAGCCGUUCUAAUGGAACUGGCUCCACUAUCGCACUCUGUGACGUUUGGAGCGUUUAGUCAGUGACAUAUUUCUGCCUCUUUCUGCGUAUUUCUGACGAAUCAGAGAAGAGUCCCGGCCCUAUGUCCUGUAACCUAGGAGUGGUCUUGGCUCUAUGUUCUGUAUUUAAGAGGGGUACCCGGCCCCAUGUCCUGUACCCAAGAAGGUGCACUGGCUCUGUGUUCUAGUCUCCCAAGAUCAAGGCUCUGUUCUCCUGUUCUGCCAAGACCAAAUCAAGGUUUCGUGUUCUCGUCCUGUCAAUGUGCCUCGCCCAGCGCUGUGCUGGAGUUCCCUCUUCCUGUCCAGGAGUCUCACGUCCAUUCCUGUAGUCAUGCCACGUCCUGUAGCCACGUCUUGUCCUCGCCUAGAUCCGGGGUCGGACCCUGAGUCAAGACCCAGGUUUCGGGUCCCUGUCCAGUCUCUGGCUCAGAGUUCAAAGUUCCUCGUCCUGGUCGCGCUUUCCUAGUCUAAGUCCUAGCCCAGGCCCUGAAUCCUGGUUUCGUCCAGGGCCUGUAUAAAUGCCCAGCGUCGUUUCUUUCCCACUUCCCUUGCUUGCUUGACACUCCUAGUCCUCUUCCAAGUACUUAAGUGUAAGUGUCUUGCAUUUGAGUCCGCUACCAACGCCGCCCUGUAUGACAGUAAUGGGUCGAUGUAAAAUGAUCUGUUGGGAGUGAAUGACACUCUGACAUAAAAUGGCCGCUGCAUCACUGAAAAUGCCUGACGGGACAGUUCAGGGUUAGUGAUACUUUAUUUAAAGUGAGCGAUGGAAACGGAGGGAGUGAGACACCUAUUGAAAACGGCCGUUACCGUAGUUAAAUUUGUUGAGAAAAGGGGAGAGAUGUAGUGAUUGAAGGAGAGUCCGUUGGCUGGGUUGAAACGGACAACAAGGAGGGAGGGACGCCUUGGUUACAUUGCGCGGCAGAGAAGGAGUGAAGGACACGUUGACUUCAAAUGACUGCAGGCUUCACUUGAAAUGGCUUUGGUCACGGUCAAAGUGACGGCUUUGGUCGAAGUGAGCGCAAGAGAGGGAGUGGUGCGUUGGUUGAAAAUGGGCGAAUCCUUGAUUAAUGCGGCCGCCAGGGAUGGAGAGCGACACUGAAUUGUUAUUGGUUGUAAUAACAGUAUUUUAUAAUUUGUGAUAUAUAUAGUGUUGGAUAUUAUAUAUAUAUGUGUGUUUUAAUUAAAAAAUUUUGUCACUGAA
This is a messenger RNA of Hypanus sabinus (Atlantic stingray), 4212 nucleotides long. Its product is annotated as NACHT, LRR and PYD domains-containing protein 3-like. Gene Ontology annotation, cellular component: cytoplasm. The record is from RefSeq and is a predicted model, not a curated record. Gene Ontology annotation, molecular function: protein binding. Lineage: Eukaryota; Metazoa; Chordata; Chondrichthyes; Myliobatiformes; Dasyatidae. Bases 590 to 2839 code for a protein of 749 amino acids. The transcript has 8 exons.